AUGGGCAACGCGGGGGGCAGACCCAGCUGCCUGGGGGAGAAAAGCCAGAAGCCGGACGACUUCCUGAAGGACUCCUACCUCAAGGACCUGGGCCUGGCGUCCGGGCGCCCCUCCAGGAGGAACAACGCAGGGGGCCACGGGGGCCCCCCGGAGAAGCCUCCACUCAGCCCCCGGGUGAUCGAGAAUGGCUGGAGCGUGGCGACGCCCAGCAAGAGCCAGCAGGGCAGCCCCCUCCCCAAGCAGAACAACAUGGACGUCAAGGUGCAGAACGGGGGGGCCCUCAGCUGCAGCAACCCCCUCAAGGCCCAGCUGGAGGCGGCAGCGGCGGUGGCGGGGGCUGCCUGGAGUCCCCCCCGGGGGCUGGCGCACGGGAGCGGCUGGGUCUGGAAGCCCCUCACCACCACCGAGGUGACGGAGGUGACGGAGGUGACCGAGACCGUUGUGACUGAGAUCGUGGAGGUGACCGAGUACCCCGGGGGCGACCGGAGCAAAGAGCCCACCGUCACCAGGCGGGUCAAGGUGCUCACGGAGUGCGCAGGAGGAGCCCUGCCAGAGGUUAAUAGACGGGGCGGGGGGAGCCCAGGACGCCCCCAUUCCUCCCCACGUACACAUGCAUUGCUUCCACUCCCUUUGCUGCACUGCGCAGGGGGGGGGGCGGCUGGGAAAGCGGGCUGGAAUCUGGGAGGCCCCUAGUCUGGAUCCCACUUUGGCCCUGGGAGGAAUUGGGGGGGGCAUCUGUGACACACAGAGAGGCACCAGUGCUACCGAAUCCCUGUUGCUGGAGACUGUGUGAGGGGCGAGGUCUCUCACACUCAGAUCCCGCUUGCUGGCUUCCCAUCAGGGCAUCUGGUUGGCCACUGCAAGAACAGGAUGCUGGGCUAGAUGGGGCCUGAUCCUGCAGACUCCACCUAGGUUCUUAUGUCCAUAGAAUGAGGCUGGUCCGCCUUACAAGGUGGUUGUGUGGAUAACGGAGAGAAGAUCAUGUAUGUACAGCUUUUUUUUUACCAGUGUGGAAAAUGAGCAGCUCCACGUGGGGUGAGUCACUCUGGAGCCGGUCGCUCUGCUGCCCAAAAUGUUGGUGCCUGCAGUGAGGCCAGCUGAUGUUCUUCUGCUCCACACCCCUCCCGGGUGCAUGCAGUUUGGGGCCAUUUCCCAGUCGCUUGGGGAGGAGGCUCUGGUUGUCAGAAGCUGCCGGGGGUGCCUGGCCUGGGGGCAGCAUUGGGCGGGUGGGGGCUCUGGGAUACAACAAUCAGCAGGAAGGCGGCUGGAUCCAUCUCUGCAGGCAGGGCCCCAGCAGAGCCACCCCCGGCGCCACACACUUCUCCUUCCCUGCGUAUCCAGAAGGCCACCCUCUGAGCCAGGCAACCAAGGUAGUUCCUGGGGAGGGAGACCCCCCUCCCCAUGCAAAGCUGGUGGUGCUGGUUCCCCUGAAGCUGAGCUCUCCUGCUCCCGUGUGUGUGUGUGUGUGUGUGUGUGUGUGUGUGUGUGCCCGUGCACAUUAGUGGGCAGGCUGCUGCAGGCCCCCUCCCUCCCUCCUGAGUCUGAGGGUGCAAAGCCUCUGCCCUGUGCCUGGUUUUCUCCCGCAGCUCCAGAACAGCCAGAGCUGGGACCCUCUGGAGCCGUGGAGCAGCCCCAGCAGCAAGGUAAGGGCCGGGCAGGGAGGCAGAGCCUGCUCAGUCACGCUCUAGGGCAGGGUAGGGGGCUGGAGGAGGAGGAGGUGGGGCUGGGGUCAUGCAAGUCUGCCUCGCCACCUCCAUGCUCCCACCAGGUGCCAGGAGGCUUUUGCUGUGGGACUGGGGCUCCCCCAAACAGAGCUGCUGCUGGCCUCACUCUGAGCUCACCCUCCUUCCCUCCCCCAGGCAGCUGCUGCCUUCCUAGGAGAGGUGUGGGGCGCAGAGCAGGCCCAGGUGACUCUGAGGAAGCUUCUCUCUUGGGUCAGCGACAUGGAGGAGCUCAUGGCCAACCAGAAGCCCCCAUCCUCCGAAGCCAAAGUGGUGAAGGCGCAGCUGCAGGAGCAGAAGGUGAGCUCUUGCGCAGGCAGCGUGUGGGUGUCGUCACACCUUGGGGUGCCAGGCCUUGGGGAGCAGAGGAGGGUUCCCAAGAUGAUAAAGGGCCUGGAAACUAAUAAACGAAAAUCUGCCCUUAUUCCCUUAUGGGGGACACAAGAGCCCUUAUAGAGUCCUUUGUAGGUUCCCCAUCCGUCAGAGAAAAUAACAGAGGCCAACAGAGAAUAUUGAGAAGCAAAGCAGCUUGUAAGCCUGAUCUUUAUUGAACUGUUGCAACAGGGUCCUCACCACACGCAGGAGGGAGAAGAACCCUGAGCAAUGGUGAGCAAGCCCUUAUACAGACAUUUUAAAUUCUCUGCCCUGGAGCUCCAGACCACCCCUCCAUAACAUCAUACCUACAUCACAGAAAGGGGCGGUCUACAACAGAAAUCUGAGUGCGUUGUUUAUCUCCUGUCUGGCAGGUUACCUCUUAAUGCUCACUUGAUUGGAUACCCUGGGGAGCCUGGCCAGUCUUUUGUGAUGAUAAAUACUUAGUUCCUGAGCCAGGUCACAGGCUCACCCUAUUCAUACACAGACAUACCCUUAAGACAGGAUUUGUGAAGGAAAAGACAAUGGGGAGGCUUUUCCAUUUGACUUUGCAGAGAAAACACCUGGUCAGUUUGGGAGUCAAAAGGGCUUCAUGGCUGCUCCUCUGCACUGCCCCAGACAUGUGGUUUAUAUAUUUAUGUACGUUUUUGCUUGGUACAUUUAUGAACCUUUAUUAUAUACGUAAGACCUUAAUUUUUUAAUAUCAAAAUGAAGAAUCAUGAGGAGGGAGGGAGGGAGGGAGUUGGGCACAAUUCAGCCUGAAGUGGAGAAGACAGAAGGCUCAUCCACACUUGCCUCGAUUCCACACUUUCUAGGCUCAGAUCUGAGCUUUCCACUUCCGGGUCUAAGGGUUGUUGGGGUUUUUUUGUUGUUGUUUUUUGGUCCUGCCGUUCCCCCCAGGAAAAUUCACGUUUAACCCCUGAAUCGGAGCAAACAGCAACAUGCAGAAACCCUGCUUGCCACUUGCUCUGAUUCUGUUGUGAAACCCCAGGGAAACCCUGGGCUUUGCUGGAUGCUCAGUUCCCCUGUCAGUGCACGAAAAAGAGAGAGAAGAGAAGCAGGCAAAAAGCAAAAGCAAAGCAGGUCUUGUGCCUUUGAUAGGUUAUUUGUCGGGACAGAGAGUCAACACACAGGAAAGGAGGAACCCCCCCCCCAAGGGUGUUCUGUAAUUUCCCACCCCUGAGAUGCCAGUGGAUCAUGGACAAAACAUCAAAGGUGCAUCACAAAAUUAGGAGGAGUUACAACUGGUCAAACAGGUCAAAAUUACACCAUGUCCACCGAGGCGUUUUGUGAAUUGCUGGUCUCACACAUUCUGCGUGAGAAUUUACAUUUGGCCUUGAUAUUUCAGUUUUGGCAAGUUCCAAUCCGGUGGCAGUUUGGGAGACUGGCAGAAGGGACACCUUCUAUUCACCAGGCAGCCUGGCAAACAUCACAAGGGAGCUUAUCAGUUUCUGUGACUGAGACAGUUAUUGUCUUGGGAGAAAUCCUGUUUGACUCUUCCUGGGUGGAGUCCCUGCCUAAACCAUCUCACUCUCUGGGGAUUAUGGCAGCAGUGUGCGAUUUAGCAAGUUUAUUUAACAGAAUGAAUCACUUACAAAUCUUUUUGCAAUGCAUUUCAUUUUCUUAGCAAAACAGGGUCAGUUGAUGCUGCUGUGCAAGUUGUUACAUUUGCCAGCGGACAGUCCCACUCAUAAAACAAGUGAUAUCACCUUCUCUUUCCCAAUCCUGGCCAUGAGGGGGCGCUGUAGUGCACUGAUUUUGACACUGGGGGUUAUGGCAGUUUGACCCCUUAAAUCUGACAUUUCUGCAAGGUGUGAUGUUUAUUAGGGGGUUCCCUGCAUUGUUUUUGGGGUGGUGUAUGUGAUGUGGUGCUUUGUGGAUUAGAUGCCUCUAGAUGCCUUUAUGGAUGUGAAUCUGUGGCAAGUGAAGGUGGGGAUUGUGGCUAUGAUGGCAUUGGUGUAACCAUUUUAGCCAAGAUCCCUGCAUUGCUGGGGGUUGGCAUAGAGGACCUUUGUGGUGGUGGUGGUGGGGGCUUCCUACAUCACAUUUCUAUGACUCUGUGAAAAGCAGGACACUUUUGUAAGUUGGCCUCAGAGUUUCCUCUGGGUCUGUGGAAGGAGAAUAGAAAGGAAACCCCACCCCAGAGGAGCCUUUGGCUCUCUGUUUUAAAUGAACAGUGCAAGUAGAAGCUUGUUCUCCUGCGUUUGGGGAGGAGGGGGGCGUGGCUGGCCUGGCCUGGCCUGGGAGUCUCUCUCCACCCCCUGGGCACUUCCAGAGAAAUAGGCAUCAUCUUCCCACAUCUGACUUGGCCAUCUUGGGAGCAGCCACACUUGGCAGCAUGGGAUUACCAGCCUCUGAGCUGCCCAGUCCCUGUGCCCAGUUUGGGGUCUGCAGCUGCCUGCCUUGUGAGGAGGAGGGGGUCCCACGGUCAACGUCUUCUGGGGGGCUCUGCACCCCUCUUGCCCUCUGCAUUCUCACUGCAAGAAGCAAAGCUCAGAGAGAGGGGUCUACUUUUCUCAUGUGAUAAAACUGGAGAGGUUAGAAUGUACAAUUUAAUAAUUAGUUAUUACUUAAAAGUGUUGGAAGAGCUAACUGUAAAGCACAAGGGCUGGACCACAAAAUAAUUGACAGAAUUAAACAAGUGUUAGGGGGAAACCUGUUCUCUGAAGAGGGAUGCCAGAAGGGACACAGGGUCAGCCGCUGAGGCCCCCUCAUGCCCUCCGGAGUUGCUGGCCAUCACUGGACCUUGAAGGAGCAGAUUCGGUCAUUUGACUGUGUGGAGGGUGAAGGAGGACUUUCUUUUGUCUGUCCUGAAUUCCCCACUAUUCAGCUUCACUGGGUGACCCCGUUGAGGUCAAGUAUUACACAAGAGGGAGAGAAACGUCUCUCCGUCCACUUCUCACUUGCUGCCUUUUAUCCCUCGCUGCUCCUGACGCCAAGAACCUCUUCCCCAAAUAGACCACCCUGGGGCCUCUGAAUCGCUUCUCAAAACAGCCUUUCCCAUGGAAGCCAGGUGGAAACUUCCUGUUCAGAGGCAGUCUACCCUUAAAUACCAGGCCAUGGAGAAGGGCUGUUGGAAACAAAGCGAAAUUGGCUUGAUGGGUCUUCUUUGGACUGAUCCGGGUUCUUAUUAAAUGGAAAAGUUCCUCCCAACCCUUGGAGUGGAGCAGGCCAGCUUCUUUUGCACCCAAGGCGGUGCCAGACUCGGUUGUCCUCCCCCCUUGGAGCGUGUCCAUGAAGGGAGCUUGGCAUCACCCUCUACCUUCUCUGACCCCAAACAGCUUCUAAGGCGCCUUCUGGACGAGCGCAGGUCCCAUGUGGAGGGUCUUCUGCAGGAGAGACGGGCACCCUCUGAGCCCCCUGGCACCACAGACGGGCACGGAAAGGACGGAGGCCUUGCCAGCCUCCAGGAGAAGUGGCAGGCGCUAAUCCAGGGGGCAGAAGCCAGGUGAGUCCCUAGAGGGGGAGAGGCCCUUGGUGGGGCUCAGGGGUUGUGCCAAAGGCACCAUAGAAAAUGUGGGUUUGGGGAAGAGAUUUGAAGGCAGGGAGAGAGGCGUUCAGGAAAGCAGGUCCGGGUCUGAUGGGGAGGGCAGUGUGAAAGGGCAAAGCAGGCAAUCCAAGGGGGGCAUUGGUGCAAUUCUCCCCUCACGCACAACAUCACUUUGUCAGUCAGAGAAAUGAACAAAAACAGAGGCAAGGCCACAUAGUAGAAAUCAAGGCUGGCUUUUCUUUUUUGCAUUAAGGUUUUUAUUAAAGCUUUUCAUAAUACAGAAAGAUAUAGAAAACUAAUGCAAAUUUUUAAAACCAGGGGAAAAAAACAGCUAUGGGGGGGGGAGAGAAAGAGAAGGAAGCAGGAAGAAGGAAAGGGAAAGGGAAAAAGAGAAAGCAAGAGAGAAAGAUAAAAAGGAGUUCCAAUUUUCCAUCUGCUGGUUACAUAAAAUUAAAUAACAUUACAACAUUCUGUUAAACAAUAUUUCUUUGAGGUCCACGUUUUUUAAAAAAUGAUUCAUUUCCUUUUCCCCCAAAAAAGAGGGAUUCCCAAAUUAUUGUUAGUAGUAGUAAAUAUCCACUUACGUUUUUUCUUUAAAUAUCAACUUUACCUCCAAUAAUUCCCACCAACAUGCCUCCAUAUUAAUAGUCAAUUAUUCUAUCCUUGCCCAUGAUAAAACCUUUCCACUGGGAACACAUAUUGAAAUAAUAUUCCAUAAUUCAUUUCUUGUUACAUAUCCUUAAAUUCAUGCCCAGUUCAAUAAACUCAAUUUCCACUUCCUGUUGUGUUUACCAUAGCAUUCUCCUCCUCUAGGAUUUUCAUUUACCUUUCUUCCUAUCCUUUUUCCAGAGAGAGAACUAUUAAUUUAGUAGCAUCAUUCUCUGAAUUCGCUCCAAGUUGUAUUCAGAAUGCUUUCUCUCUGCUAGAACUGAGGAAAGAGCUAGGACUGAAGGCUUUUCCGCUUCUGAGCUCCAUCAAUGCCAAAUUCAGAUCAUUUUAUCUUCCCCUUCUCCUCCCAAGUCCUUGUAUCAAAGGCAUUUCCUUUUUUUUUUUUUUUAAAUAAUUUUUUAUUAAGGUUUUAAACGAAGAAAAAAGAAAAACAACACACACACAAAAAAAUACAAAAUUUAACAAUAAAAACACAAAACAUAACAAUUAAAAACAAACUCUCUUUUCCAUUCCCAGUUUUAAAUUACUUAUUUUCUGGACUUCCUCAUACCUCCCUCUUUUGUAUUCCAAUCUGCAUUAUUUGUCCAGCAGUUUCUUUUCCACUUUUUUAAACCCAAUCUUUAAUUUAAUAAAAUAUUAAAAUAUAUAGCUUCAACUUUUUAAACAUAAUCCUUGUUCUUAAUGUCAUAUACCUUUAAAUUUUUCCCUUUUAUUAUCAAAUUUCCAUUUCUUUAAACAUCUUUAAUCUUGAUCUUUAAUCUUAAUCUAUCCUUAACUUUAACCUGUACAGCUGGAAACCACUUAUUUUCAAUCCAACAUCACUCUAACAUUCCUUAAUUUUGCAGUGUUUCUGAAGAUAGUCUUUGAAUUUCUUCCAGUCUUCCUCCAUCGACUCUUCUCCCUGGUCACGGAUUCUGCCAGUCAUUUCCGCCAAUUCCAUAUAGUCCAUAAGUUUCAUCUGCCAUUCCUCCAGCGUGGGAAGUUCUUGUGUCUUCCAAUACUUUGCGAUGAGUAUUCUUGCUGCUGUUGUUGCAUACAUAAAGAAAGUUCUAUCCUUUUUUAACACCAUUUGGCCCACUAUGCCCAGGAGAAAGGCCUCUGGUUUCUUGGGGAAGGUAUACUUAAAUACCUUUUUUAAUUCAUUAUAUAUCAUUUCCCAGAAAGCCUUAAUCUUUGGGCACGUCCACCAAAGGUGAAAAAAUGUACCUUCAGUUUCUUUACAUUUCCAACAUUUGUUAUCGGGCAAGUGAUAGAUUUUCGCAAGCUUGGCUGGGGUUAUGUACCACCUGUAUAUCAUUUUCAUAAUAUUCUCUCUUAAGGCAUUACAUGCCGUAAAUUUCAUACCAGUGGUCCAUAACUGUUCCCAGUCAGCAAACAUAAUGUUAUGUCCUACGUCCUGUGCCCAUUUAAUCAUAGCCGAUUUUACCGUUUCAUCUUGAGUAUUCCAUUUCAGCAGCAAGUUAUACAUUCUUGACAGAUUCUUAGUAUUGGGUUCUAACAAUUCUGUUUCUAAUUUUGAUUUUUCCACCUGGAAGCCAAUUUUCCUGUCUAAUUUAAAUGCCUCCAUUAUUUGAUAAUAAUGAAGCCAGUCUCGCACUUUGUUUUUAGUUUUUCAAAACUCUGCAAUUUCAGUCUAUCUCCGUCUUGUUCCAAAAUUUCCCAAUAUUUCGGCCAUUUGACCUCCAUAUUGACCCUUUUCAAGGCUUUCGCUUCCAUUGGUGACAGCCACCUUGGGGUUUUAUUUUCUAGCAAAUCCUUAUAUCUAAUCCAAACAUUAAAUAAUGCUUUCCUGACAAUGUGGUUUUUAAAUGCUUUGUGUGCUUUGACCUUAUCAUACCAUAAAUAUGCAUGCCAUCCAAAUACAUUAUUGAAACCUUCCAAAUCCAAAAUGUCAGUGUUUUCAAGAAGUAGCCAUUCUUUCAACCAGCAAAAAGCUGCUGAUUCAUAAUAAAGUUUGAGGUCUGGCAGGGCAAAUCCACCUCUUUCCUUUGCAUCUGUUAGUAUUUUAAAUUUUAUUCUAGGUUUCUUGCCCUGCCAGACAAAUUUAGAAAUAUCUUUCUCCCACCUCUUGAAACAGUCCAUUUUGUCCACAAUCUGCAAAGUUUGAAACAAAAACAACAUUCUAGGCAAUACAUUCAUUUUUAUCGCAGCAAUACGGCCUAGCAGUGAAAGCUUCAAGUUUGACCAAAUUUCUAAAUCUUUUUCACUUCUGACCAACAUUUUUCAUAAUUAUCUUUAAAUAAAUUCCCAUUUUUUGCUGUCAUGUUAAUCCCCAGGUAUUUAACUUUCUUAACCACUGUUAACCCUGUCUCAUUCUGAAACCUCUCUCUUUCAAACGGUGUUAAAUUUUUCUCUAAAACCUUGGUUUUUGAUUUGUUCAAUUUAAAUCCUGCCACUUGACCAAAUUCUUGAAUCAGUUCUAAAACCCUUUUUGUACUAGAUUCUGGCUCCUGUAACGUCAAUACUAAGUCAUCUGCAAAUGCUCUCAGUAUCAAAGGCAUUUCCAUUUCACCAUCUGCUUUCUCCAAUUUUGUUUCAACAUCAUCCAGUCCUGCCAGCUUUUCAUAGGUGUUCUCCGUUUUUCACUUCAUAUCUCUCUGAUUCAUUUCUUUCCCCCUUUCAUCAAAUGCUGAUCUGAUCAUUUUUAGUUGUUUGGCCAUCAACUAUUGAACAAUACCAACAGUCACUGGGAUAUCCAAAGGUAUCUUUGCCACGCUGGAUGUGUUUGAUGUUAUUAACAACUCAGCCUCUUUAUAAGUCCCGACUCUACCUUAAAUUUUUUGCCUUAAGAUCACAGUCACAACAAUAAUAUUUUCCCACAGAGGAAAUAAUGGCUGAAUUACUUUCAGUUUCCCAGCAACAUUCAUUUUCGAAAGAAGAAUCAUAGAAUCCUAGAGUUGGAAGAGACCCCAAGGGCCAUCGAGUCCAACCCCCUGCCAAGCAGGAAACACCAUCAGAGCACUCCUGACAUAUGGUUGUCAAGCCUCUGCUUAAAGACCUCCAAAGAAGGAGACUCCACCACACUCCUUGGCAGCAAAUUCCACUGUCGAACAGCUCUUACUGUCAGGAAGUUCUUCCUAAUGUUUAGGUGGAAUCUUCUUUCUUGUAGUUUGGAUCCAUUGCUCCGUGUCUGCUUCUCUGGAGCAGCAGAAAACAACCUUUCUCCCUCCUCUAUGUGACAUCCUUUUAUAUAUUUGAACAUGGCUAUCAUAUCACCCCUUAACCUCCUCUUCUCCAGGCUAAACAUGCCCAGCUCCCUUAGCCGUUCCUCAUAAGGCAUCGUUUCCAGGCCUUUGACCAUUUUGGUUGCCCUCCUCUGGACACGUUCCAGUUUGUCAGUGUCCUUCUUGAACUGUGGUGCCCAGAACUGGACACAGUACUCCAGGUGAGGUCUGACCAGAGCAGAAUACAGUGGCACUAUUACUUCCCUUGAUCUAGAUGCUAUACUCCUAUUGAUGCAGCCCAGCAUUGCAUUGGCUUUUUUCAGCUGCCGCGUCACACUGUUGGCUCAUGUCAAGUUUGUGGUCAACCAAGACUCCUAGAUCCUUUUCACAUGUACUGCUCUCAAGCCAGGUGUCACCCAUCUUGUAUUUGUGCCUCUCAUUUUGUUUGCCCAAGUGCAAUACUUUACAUUUCUCCCUGUUAAAAUUCAUCUUGUUUGUUUUGGCCCAGUUCUCUAAUCUGUCAAGGUCGUUUUGAAGUGUGAUCCUGUCCUCUGGGGUGUUAGCCACCCCUCCCAGUUUGGUGUCAUCUGCAAAUUUGAUCAGGAUGCCCUUGAGUCCAUCAUCCAAGUCGUUGAUAAAGAUGUUGAAUAAGACCGGGCCCAAGACAGAACCCUGUGGCACCCCACUAGUCACUCUUCUCCAGGAUGAAGAGGAACCAUUGAUGAGCACCCUUUGGGUUCGGUCAGUCAGCCAGUUACAAAUCCACUGAGUGGUAGCAUAGUCAAGACCGCAUUUUACCAGCUUCUUUACAAGAAUAUCAUGGAGCACCUUGUCAAAUGCCUUGCUGAAAUCAAGGUAGGCUACAUCCACUGCGUUCCCUUCAUCUACCAGGCUUGUAAUUCUGUCAAAAACGAGAUCAGGUUAGUCUGACAUGACUUCUUUUUCAGAAAUCCAUGCUGACUAUUGGUGAUCACAGCAUUCCUUUCUAGGUGCUCACAGACUGUUUGCUUAAUGAUCUGCUCCAGAAUCUUCCCUGGUAUUGAUGUCAGACUGACUGGGCGGUAAUUAUUUGGGUCCUCUCUUUCCCCUUUUUGAAAAUAGGGACAACAUUUGCCCUCCUCCAGUCUGCCGGGACUUCGCCUGUUCUCCAGGAAUUCUCAAAGAUGACUGCCAGUGGUUCUGAGAUCACAUCUGCCAGUUCUUUUAAUACUCUUGGAUGCAGUUCAUCUGGCCCUGGAGACUUGAAUACAUCUAAACUAGCCAAGUAUUCUUGUACUAUCUCCUUAGUUAUUCUGGGCUGUGUUUCCUCUGCUGAAUCAUUUGCUUCAAAUUCUUCAGGUCGGGCAUUGUUUUCUUUAUCGGAGAAGACUGAGGCAAAGAAGGCAUUGAGGAGUUCAGCCCUUUCUGUGUCCCCUGUUUGCAUUUCACCAUCUUCUCCUCUGAGUGACCCCACUGUUUCUUUGUUCUUCCUUUUGCUACGAACAUACCCAUAAAAGCCUUUUUGUUGCUUUUAACCUCUCUAGCAAGCCUGAGUUCAUUCUGUGCUUUAGCUUUUCUGACUUUGUGUCUACACGUGCUGGCUAUUUGUUUGAAUUCCUCUUUGGUGGUUUCCCCCCCUUUUCCAUUUUUGUACACAUCCUUUUUUAAUCUUAACUCAGUUAAAAGUUCUUUAGAUAGCCACCCUGGCUUCUUUAGGCACCUUCCAUGUUUCCGUCUCAUUGGUAUUGCCUGAAGUUGUGCUUUUACUAUCUCCCUCUUAACAAACUCCCAGCCAUCAUGAACUCCCUUUCCUUUUAGUAUUACUGUCCAUGGGAUCUCACCCAGCACUUCCCUAAGUUUUAUGAAGUCGGCUUUCUUAAAGUCAAGAAAUUGAGUCCUAGUAUGCUUGGCUGCUCCUUUCCGCUGUAUAGUAAACUUCAGAAGAGCACGAUCACUCGCGCCUAAUGAUCCUUCCACUUCUACCCCACUAACCAGGUCAUCAACAUUGGUUAGGACCAGAUCUAAAAUGGCUGUUCCUCUUGUUGCUUCUCCCACUUUCUGGACAAUGAAGUUGUCUGCAAGGCCAGUGAGGAAUCUGUUUGACCUUAUGCUCUUGGCUGAGUUUGACAUCCAACAAAUAUCCGGGUAAUUGAAGUCCCCCAUUACUACUAUCUCCCUUCCUUUUGCAUGCUUGGCCAUCUGUUCCAGGAAGGCAUCAUCUAUGUCCUCCGUUUGGCUUGGGGAUCUAUAGUAAACUCCCACAAUGAGGUCACUGUUAUUCUUCUCUCCCUUGAUUUUGACCCAAAUGCUCUCACUUUGGCUUUGAGGUUCUAAAUCUUGGAUCUCUUCACAGGUAUACACAUCCCUGACAUAUAACGCCACUCCUCCUCCUUUCUUGUCUGGUCUGUUUCUCUGAAAUAGAUUGUAUCCCUCCAUUAUUCCAAUCAUGGGACUUAUCCCACCAGGUUUCAGUGAUGCCUAUUAUGUCAUAUUUAGUUUGCUGUACCAAGAGCUCAAGCUUAAGAAGAAAAAGACUUGUUCGUUUAAUCUUUAUUGCCAACCAUAAAUCAUGCUUUUCACUCUGCUUUAGACACUUUAAUGACCCAUUUUCUUUCCCUUCUUAAAGACAGAAAGCAGCUCUUGCAAAUUUUAGAAUCAGCAGACAGAGAAAUUUCUCUAAAUUAACAGAUGAUCCCAAAUUUUUUUUACAAAGAGAGGCUGCAGGUCUUAUACCCAUAAAGGGUUCUUACAUGGUGUUUGGACACAAUGUCGGUUCCUCAACUCACCUUGACUCAUUGUAGCCCCCAUCUCAGUCCCCAAACACCAACAUCAGAGAACAGCCUUGACCAGAGCAUUUGCGGUUACUCCCUCAAUCCCUCUUUAUCCCAGAGUGAUCUGAUAGCCAGAACUUCAAUCUGAUUACCAUCCAUCACCACGUAAUUAUCUUCUGUCAGCAGAGAGCCAACAGAAAGACGGUCAACCUGCCAUUUCCUCUCCUGGAAAUCCACAAGGCUGGCUUUUCUUUAUUGGUCCAUUUGCAAACAGAGUCUCUCCCCCCAACCAAAUGCAAGGGAGUUGAGAAGCAAAGGUGUGUAGCAUCUUUUAAAACCUCAUAAAGUAUUCGUCUCCCCUUUAAAGAAAGACCACCCCAAAAAAACCACAGAUACAUCACAAAAUGGGUUGCAGAUGUAAAUCAGAUCCUGCUCAGAGUUCAUGUUUUCCAACAUUGACUCCAGAAUCCGUUGACACAGACCUGCUUCACUCAUGCAAAGAUAUCUGCUCCUCUGCUUGGAAACUUAUCAAUACUUGUUAAACCAGUUUCACAGAGGGGAGGCUCAGAAAGGAUGUCCUACUUUGGGAGAGGAGGGGUUUCUGAGGUCAGCUAAGGCCUAAACAUGCCCUCAGUUUUGCUCUCUUGUGAGAGUCUUGUGAGCCUGGUGUGGGGCACAUGCACCCCAUAUGGGUGAUGGUGGGUGUGAAAUUGCACGACAAAGGGAUGAGGCAGCUCUGGGGACCAUUUGCUGCAAGUCAAAGCCUAGUGCCCCUUCCUUGUGCAAAGAGGUGGAUGUGAGGGAGGGCUCUCCCCUGGUGCUCAGCCGCCCCCCCCCCCGCUUUGUCUGGGAAGCGGACUGGAGUUAAACUUCUUAUCCAAAGCAGCUUCACCUCUGAGCUCUUCCUUCCUGUCCUCAGCCAAGUCUCAGAAGUCCUUGGCACCUUCUGCCUCCCCACGUGGAGCCUUCCUGGAACACCACUGUUCCAUCCUGCCCUGGCAUUUGGCUCCCUUCUUGUGUGCCAGAAGCACAAGGAAGAGGCAGCUCAAUCCGUCAGACCAGCCAGGCCACAAGGGCAGGGGGAGGCCUGCUUGCCACGAGCCCUGGACCUGCCUUUUCAUGGCGCUGGUCCUCCUUGCUGCCUGCUGUGGCCGAAAGGCAGCCUUUGCGCAGGGCUGUGUGUCUUCCUGGGUCCGGUGAGCCUGGUGCUGGAGGUUGUUCCCGUCAACAUCUUCCCGCCCUGCCUCUUCUCUCUUCCAACAGGCACAGCUCCCUGGAGCGGAUCCUUCCUGCAGCCCACACCUUCCAGGAGUCUGUCGACGUUUUCCAGGACUGGCUGGCCUCCACAGAGAGGAAGCUGGCUGAGCUGUGGAGAGCCAAUGGGAGCCUCAGCCAGGCGCAGGGAGCCCUUCAGCAAGUCCAGGUAUGGUGGCCUGGGAGGGGGAAGUGGCCUUGGGAGCCUCAAGAGGGAAGGAGACCCAAGUCAGGGUCUUUUCUUGAUUGGUUUUUUAUUGAUUUUCCAUAAAGCUAUGGACAGACAAACCCACAAUUAAUAAAAAUAAAAAUAAAAAUUAUUUAUACCCUGCCCAUCUGGCUGGGUUUCCCCAGCCACUCUCGGCAGCUCACAACAGAAUAAUAAUAAUAAUAAUAAUAAUAAUAAUAAUAAUAGUAAAGUGAUGAAACAUCAAUCCUUAAAAACUUCCCUAAACAGGGCUGCCUUCAGGUGUCUUCUAAAAGUCAGUUGUUUAUUUCCUUGACAUCUGAUGGGAGGGCGUUCCACAGGGUGGGCGCCACCACCAAGAAGGCCCUCUGCCUGGUUCCCUGUAACCUCACUUCUUGCCGGGAGGGAACCGCCAGAAGGCCCUCGGAGCUGGACCUCAGUGUCCGGGCUGGAUGAUGGGGGUGGAGACGCUCCUUCAGGUCUACUGGGCCGAGGCUGUUUACACAAACCAUACACAGAGCAUAUUCAAUAUAAAAAACAAAUUACAGAGAAGCCAUUGCAUGUGACCAAGGUUUUAAGGUGAGUCUAUACAGCCCAGCCACAAUGAGGAGUCUGGAGAGGAGAUUUAUAUCAUCCAAAAAGGAGGCCAGUCUGCGUCAGAGCAGUGGGGUUUGGCUUUCCCCCAGACUGCACGUCUGUGACCAGGUCCCAAGGAGACCCACAAACUCCCCUUUUGCAAACAGACACAGAAGCAUUUCUGCAAGGAUCCGGGCAGCAGCCAGAUGUAAACUGGAGGUGGGUGGAGGAAGGCGUGGUGAGGACAGAAGCCCCCCACCCCUUGACCCCUGGAAGAGUGGCUUCCUCACCCCCUUCAUGCCCACCCUGUUCCUGAGCCCUCUCCUUCCAAGUGCCCCACUGCAGUGGGCAUGGGGCAGACAGGAGGGACUUGUGCUCCAGGAAGCUGAGGCUCUCCAGACCUCACAGGACCAGCAGAGCCGCUUCAGUCGCCUCUUGGCCUCAGCUGGAGGGGGGAGUUUCCAUGUGAAGGAGGGGGGUCUCUUUGCACCAAUUCUGCCUGCUUCUGUCUCCCUCCAGGACCUCUGUGAGGAAAUCCGGUCCAAGACGGCUGACCUGGAACGGGCUCUGGAGCACGGGCAGCGGCUUCUGGAGAUGGUGGCAGGCAAGUGGGGGACGGCAGUGACUUUGGGGCUCCCCCGAAACACCCACCCUCAAGAGAUGACCCUGUGGGGGAGCAGGGCUGGGGGGGCAGCUGGGGGGGGCCUGGCAGCAUCAGAAGGAAAGCCCCCCACAAACAGUGCUCCUCCCAGCAUGGGUCACACCAGUCUGGCUGCACCGAACGGCAGAUAUCAGAUUAGACCAGCGGAGCUUCUUGGGAUGCUCUGCUGUGGGGCAGGAAACGCUUUUCCUCCAGCAGCCCCAAUGGCUCCUCUGGCGUCUCGGCUCCUCCAGGAUUAGGUUCCUGGAAAUGGGCCCUGGGUUCUCCGGGGGGUCGUGGGGCUGGGUGGGGGGUGCAGCUCCUGGGAAUGAGCUUGUGCUGCUGUCGUCCCCCAGGAGAGGAAGCCCAUCUGGCUCAGGAGAAGAUGGACUCCCUGCGGAUGAGGUUCCUCCUCGUGGGCCAGAGCAGCUCUGCCAUCCUGCACCGCCUGGAGCAGACCCUGGAGGCCUCCUGCCGGCUGGGCCCCACCGAGGAGGAUCUGGCCCUGUGGCUGGAGCGCUUGGAGAAGGAGCUGGCGCCGCAGGGGGGCCAGCCAGGGGGUGACGAUGACGGGACCCACCAGCUCAGUGCUGCAGACAGAGAGAAGGUAAUGGGCACUUCAGGGAAGGAGUCAUAGAACUGCAGCGUUGACCCCAAGGCUCAUCCUGUCCAACUCCCUGCAAUGCCAUGUGAGGAGGUCAUGGACACAGAGGGCCUGUUGCCCUAAGGCAAGAUAUUUGGGGUAGGCCAGGAGCGCUUCCCCAGGGGACACCUGACUUGCCUCCUCACUCUCUGCUGCUGAGCUGCCAGAUCUUCCUUGGAGGAGGAGGAGGAGAACUUCUGGAAGAGAAGAAGGACAUGUCUCACCUGUAACCCCCACCCCCACUGUGGGCAGAGAAGGGAACCACCUUGAGUCUUCUUGCCCUCUGUCCCUGCCCAGAGUGGUCUGUCUGCGCCCUCAUCCCAAAGGCCCUCUCUUCGGUCUCAGUUUGAGCAGGUGCUGGGCUCCGAGAUGGACAAGGUGUCCCACCUGAGCACACACCUGGAGGAGCUGGGCCAGGUGCACCUGGAAGCGGAGGCCAUCCAGCAGCAGCUGGCUGAUCUGAAGGUGGGUGUUUGGGGAGAGGGAGGGAGGGAGGGUUGGCUGGGAGCAGCAGGUGGAUCCCUGCCCGGGGGCAGCCCAGUCCUGCAGGGGCACCCUUAGGAGCCUCUCCACGAGGCCAGCACCUAGGGUGUUGCCACAGUGCCUCUGGUCUUGGGAGCUGAGCAGGCCAGUGGAGCACUGGAGGGACUGGGCUCCUCCUCCUUCUCCCCAUUGACUCUCCCUUCCUCCCUGUGGCCCCCAGCUGACUAUGGGAGGAGGGGUCUAACAGCUAAGCCUUCCGCCCCCGUGCGGCAGCUGCUCAGGGCUUGGUGUCUCAACAAAAGAGGUUUAAAGACUGUCUCAAGGCAAAUAUAAAAAAAUGUAGUACAAACACCGACAACUGGGAAACACUGGCCUGCGAGCGCUCCAGUUGGAGAACAGCCUUUACCAAAGGUUUCAUGGACUUUGAAGGCACUCGAACUCAGGACGCAAGGGAGAAACGUGCUAAGAGGAAGGCACACUUGGCAAAUCCAUACCGUGAUCAACUCCCACUGUGGAAGGACGUGUGGAUCCAGAAUUGCCUCCACAGUCUCUUACAGACUCACUGUUAAAACCAUGUUAAUGGAUGACAAUCUUACUCAGUUACGAGGGAUCACCAAAGAAGAAGAAGGUGUCUCACCAGCAGUGGCCAGGCAGGGCACCUCCGAUGGGGAUGGCGUCCAGGGGGAGGGAGAGGCCUGCCCUGCACGCAGGAGCUCCGCCAGGGGCCAAGGACCCCCCUGCUCUCCCCAGGGCCACUCUGGGGGCAACCCUGCCCUGGCAAAACGCAAGGCCCAGUCUUGAUGAUGACUCUCCCCACCUCCCAGCUCCUGUCGGCGGAGAUCUUGCACCACCACGGCCUUGUGGAACGGCUGGUGGCCAUCGCUGACCCACUGCUCAGCCUCUGCCCCCCAGAAGUGCAACAGCAGCUCCAGGUGAGGCCAGUGGGGUGGGGAGGCUCUCUUGACUUGCAAUACCCCUUUCAGCCACUGGGUGUCAGUGGAGGGGCUCUAACCCUUUUGCUUGCCUUCCAAUGCCACUCCAUUAAGGGAGGCAAGUUGGGAGCCGGUUCCAGUUUGUCUGCAGAGCACCUUUUUAGAGCACCUAAAAGCCAAAGAUUUUUGAUGCUUGCCCUUUUGCUUAAAAACAGAGGGCUGGCUAAGAGGCCUGGGUCAGGGGUGGGUGGAGACAAUGUGGGGGCCUUUUUUCCUUCCCCCUCCCAUCAACAGAACUGCAGAGCCUGAUCUGAGAAAGACUGGCCAUGCCUCAGGUGGGGGGUGCCCUCCCUGUCCUCCAAUCUGACCCCCCUUGAUGCCUCGUUUGCCCCACAGCCCUCAGUCCGGCCCCUGCAGGAGCGCUCGGAGCACCUCCUGCGCCAGAGCCUGGCCUGCACCCUGCGCCUGGAGCGUGCCCAGUCUCUGCUGGUGCAGUUUGCUGAAGCCCGUGAGGAGCUGUGCCCGUGGCUGGAGGAGACGCAGCGGGCAGUGGGGCAGUUCUCCCCCGACGGCAUCAGCUGCGAGGCCUUCCGGGAGCACCAGGAGCUGCUGCAGGUGAGGGGGGGGGUCGAGGGAGACUGGAGGGGGGGCUGAGGGUGCCAGGGGAGGCUGAGGGUCCUCUGUCCUCACCGCUUCUCUCUCCCGGCCUGGCACAGGGUCUCCGAGAGGCCAUUGCAGAGCACAAGCCCCUGGUGUCCAAGCUGCAACGGCUGUCGGGGCAGCUGGCUGAGCUCAGUCCACAGGAGGCUGCCCCCUUCCAGCAGGGCUGGCGGGCGGCGGAGGAGCAGUACGGAAGCAUCCGGGAAAGGGUUCGCCAGGCGGCGGCUGUGCUGGAGGAGGCCAUCCCGCGAUACAGCCAGGUGAGCAGCCGGAUGGUCUCUGGGGCAGCAGGCUGUUAGGACGUGUCCUGGGAGACGGGGGCAAUUGGCAGGCCCCCAGCUGGCUCCAGCCCGCCGGCUGGCAGCCGGGCGAACUUCGGUUCUUGGAACAGCAUCAAAACUGCGACUCAAGCCUCAGAGACCUUUAGAUACUGAGCAUACAAGCCAGCAGAGAUAAGAACUCUUUGCAGCAGAAGUAGCGGACAGAGGCAUAUGUAAGCAUAUUUACAAGCGCUUAUUCAGCAUUAGAACAAAGGGAAAACAUGUCUGCUUCCCUUCGUGUCCAAGCAAACAGCAGAGGGGAAAGCAUAUAUAGAUACAACGGAAGUGCCCAGCAAACUAUGCUGGAAGUAAACAGACAUGUGACAUACCACAACUCCACAUGCCUGUUCUAAAGGUGGAACGGAACUAUAUCCUAACAAGGCAUGGCAGCGGUGGGGGGUGGGAACAGACCUGGGCCAGCCACUUCCCUGCUGCCCCGACAGGCCGGCACCUCUGGCCUCACACAGCAGCAACGUCCGGCUUCGGCCAAGUGAGCACCCAGGAAGCUGAGUUGUGAAAGCUUUUCGUUUGUUUGUUGCCUUUCCAUCCCAAGGGGUCCACCGUGGGGCACAUGGUUCUCCUCUUCAUUUUAACCCCACAAGCUGAAACCAAACUAGACUCAACCAAGGCCACCCAGUCAGCUUCGUGGCCAGGUGGGAGGAUUCGAACCCUGCUCUGUCCCAGUCUGACACCCUCCCCUCUCCUCCCCCCGGCUGGCUUAGGUCACAUUAUACUUCUGAAGCAAUGCAGAUACAAAGGGUUUUCCCCUAAGCUAACAAAUCCACGGGGCGAGAUGUACUAGGCACAAUCUCAGUCCAGUGUAAACGGACAGGUGAGUUAUCUGGGCGGCAAACCGUGAGAUGACUUGGAUGGCUUCACCUCCUUCCUCUGCCUGCAUGGUGUGCUUGGAGGGGCCCCCCUCCCACGGGGGAUCCAGGCCUGGCGUCUCUUCAUGGCAAGGAGAUGCCAUCAACCAGCGUCUGGGCUGGAUGAGGCCCGGAGAGGCUGGCUGGGGCUGCUGCAGCCAGGCCAAUGCUAUGGCUCCCGUUGGGACAUUAGGGCGGACCCAUUUUCAGCCAUAAGGGCCACAGGCCUUCUCUUGACCCCCAUGGAGACCCACAGGCGCUCUGGGGCUGAAGGUGCUGCCAGGCUCCAACUCCUGCAGGGCUCUCCCACUCAUGUGCCUCAGUUUCCCCAGAGCCUCGGAUGCUGUCGGCUCCCUUCCAGCUGUGCGCGGCCCACUCUGGGUGGGUCAGUGGGAGGCCGGCGGCUGCCUGUGGGGCUGGGCCAACCCUCUGCUGUGCCCCUGCUUGCAGCUGUCGGAGCGCAUGGAGCUGAUGGUGGAGAGCCUGGAGAGGCUGCAGAGCCGCGCGAGGGACCCCCCUGGGGUGCGGGGAGACUCCGCCUGGCUCCGGGAGCAGAUCCGGGAGAACGGCCUCCGGCUGGCGGAGCUGGAGAAGCUGGGAGUGGCUCUGGAGACCCUCCGCGGGCAGGGGGCUGAGCUGCUGGCCACCAUGCAGGCGAGCGGAAACAGAGGUAGGCACGGCCCCUUCCCCAGCGCCAGACGCAGAAACCCCUCUUCCAAGCAGCUGGCCCCGCUGUGGGGCUGGCCAGAGCCUCUGGGUCUCCUCCUUCCUGCUCCCCCAUUUAGAGGCCAUUGCCCUGAGCACAGCAGGAUCCCUGUGGGCCACAAAUCUGGGUGGUCUAGAGGGCAUGAGCCCCUCUCCUGUUUGGGGCGGGGGAGGCCGGUUUGCCGCCCCCAGGACCCCUCUCUUUUGGCCUUCCCCCCUUGCUGCGGACAGGGAUCCAGGAGCGUGUGGAGCAGCUGCUGAGCCAGUGGAAGGCGCUUUGGGAGCAGAGCGAGGAGCGGGAGAACUGGCUGCAGGGCCUGCUGGUGCUGGCCGACCGCUUCUGGCAGGGCUUCUCGGACCUGGCCGCCACCCUGGGAGACAUCCAGCAGGUGGUGCUGGAGCCGGAGGAGGCUGCCUCGGACCCCACGGCCACCCAGGCCAGGCUUGGGGCCAUGCAGGUACCAGGACAUUGCUCAGCAACCAUCUCCUGCAUCAGCCCCCACCAGGCUCCUUCUCCCAGAGGGAUCCUGGGAACUGCAGGCAGGGGAGGUGUUCCCAUGGCCCCCGCCCACCUGCCCCGUUGGCUUUGCCCUGUGUCCGGCUCCCAGCUCCCGCCGGCAGUGAUUCAGCUUUUGCCGUGCUGCAGCUUCUGUGUGUGAGGAGGCCUCCUGGGGCUGGCUUCAGAGGCGGGACCUUGACCCCAUCACCCCUUCUCCCUCCAGGCCCUGCGAGAAGAGAUCGACUCCCUGCAGAGCGAGCUGGACUCCCUGGGCGUCCUGGGCAUGGAGCUGAUGUCGUCCUGUGGAGAUCUGGACAAACCGGACGUCACCAAGAGCCUAGAUGAUGUGAGCUGGGGAGGGACCCAUCUAAGGCAGGGAAACCCCACAGGGUACGGGCAGUGUGGGCCAUUUGCCAAGGGGCAGCCCCAUUGCCCCAUUGUUGGCCUAGGCACAUAGGAAGCUUCCUCCUCCUGAGCCUGCCCACCGGUCCAUUUCCCUCUGUGUUGCGUGCACUGACUGGCAGCUUCCCCCCAGCAAGAACUGACCCUGUGCACCCUAGAAGGGCUGCCAAGAGCAGCCUGGAUGGAUGAGAAAGCAAAGCUGAGCUGGACAUGUGGUGGCCACUGUAAGAGAUGGAUUGAGGAUUAAAUCUGUAGAUUAGAAUUUAAAUCUCCUAUCCCACAUGUGUGGGAGAAAUACGAAAGGUUAGCGGGCUGUGAAGCUUUUUUAGCAAAGUAAAAACAGUUAUAUAUUUACAGCUUACUAAAACUUAGGAAUUAGGAAUCCCCUUUUAUUGGUGGUCUGCAGUCCUUCCCCCCUCAACCCCAUUGCACAUUAUGAACCACACCUUUUUAGUAAGCUAAACAGAAUUAUUAUUUUUUACUUACAUUUCAAUGCAGGCAGCAAAUACAGCAAAGUAGUAUGCAAAAAAAUCAUUUUUAAGUUACAAUACAGGCAACUCCCCAUUUACACAAAUAUGGACAUGACCACACAUACGUGCACUGUGCUGAACCCAAAAGCGAUCCUCAAACAUCACAAAAAAUGUCACAAAAAGGGGCAGAAUGAGGUGGAAUGGGGUGUUUUCAGGCUUUUUCAAUGGGUGUUCCGACGGGUGUUCCAUUUAUAUGCAAUUGCAUGUAAGCACGUGGUGCCUUGGAACGCAGCCCCCAUGUAAAUGAGGAACUGCCUGUAAAAGAAAGUUGAUAGUCUCCCAGUAGGGUGUCUGGAGCCCCCAGACACAGGUCUGCUUAGCAGAGAGAGAGAGAGUCUCCUCAAAGGUGGAAGGACGUGCAAGGAAUUAACUCCUUUGUUACAGAAUUCCCACCCAAAGGAGGCAAAAGAACCCAUCACACACGGAGGGUCCUCUCUAGGAAGUUUAAGAACUCUCUGUGUAGCCGCCCUGUGCUUGCCUACCAAAACAUGCAUUUGUCAUUUGGCUGUAAAAUCUACAGCUGCCUCUGUACCAAAUCCCAGGGGAUGGGGGGGUGUAAAUACAGAGGACACAAGCACAAAUGGGUGCACUUUAUGGGAUGCAUUUGGGCACAGGGUGCCAGCCUGGCACGGGGUCCCUGUGUGAUGUUGGCCCACCAAAUGUGAAAGACCCUACGGGGGCUGGCCUCCCAAAACCCUGCAGCUUAACCCCCCCUCCCAUAUUUCUCUCACUCCUCUCUCUGCAGCUCUACUCUUCUUGGAACAGCCUGAGCAAGGUGUGGGGCGAACGCCAGACCCGCCUGGAGGAGCAGCUGCAGGCCUCACUCAACUACCAGCAGACCAUGGAGGUGAGGAGGGUCUCUUACUUGGGCACAGGCCAUGCGGUGGACCCCUGGGACAAAAAUACCCACAGCCUUAAUGAGGUGGAUGGGGAGCAACCUGUGGCUGUUGGUCCUUAUAGGGUGAGCUGGAGAGUAUUCCUGGCCCCCUUCCUGUGCCCCCCCUGCUGGUGUUUGAAAUAACUCCUUUGUGGCAAAGGCUUUGGCCCUCACCCCAUAAGCUUCUCCCCUGGCCAAGAGUCAGGUCAACAGGCUCCCUGGCUGGGCUGUUCCCACAGACUGAGCCAGAGUCGGUCUCUGGCAGGCAGCAGCUCACACCCCUCCUGGCCCAGGCAGGUGUCCUGGGGGUGACUCAGUCACCCACAGACUCAGCCACCCACAGAGGGGCUUCUGCUUGGCCCUGGAGCACUUUCUCUCACACACUGCUGCUUCUGCUGUGGCUGCCAGACCUUAUUCCUCUUUGGGACCCCCGCCCCUUUCCGCACUUCCCUAGAGGCUCCUGAGCUGGCUGGAGGCGGCUGAGUUGAAGAUUGCAGAGGAGUUUCUGGUCGGGGGGGAGCUGGACCUGGUCAAGCGGCAGCUUUCAGAGCUCAAGGUAAGGGAGAUGCUCAGAAGAAGUGGAGGAGUGGGCUGUGUGCUCUGGACUCCUUGGUUGUAGUGUGGCAAGGCCACCUGGAAGAGUUUUACCUUUAUGUUUUCUAUAUAACCAUGUAUCCUAAUGAUGCUUAAAUCACUAAGGCUUCAUUAAGGCUAGAAGUGCCUAAAAUCUCAGGAGUCCAGAGUUUCUCUCUGCCCUGUUUCUCUCUGCCCUGCUAUUGUGCUUGCAGGAAACAAUAAGUUUGAUGUGUUGGCAUUUUAUCUAUAGGGAACAUUCCCCAGACUGUUUCUCAUGCUAGGCCAAAAAUGGGGAAACAGGAAGGCGAAUGCCUGCCACAUAAUGUAAUGUUCUAGCCUGAUAACAGAAAGGGGGUGUUCGGUCUUCAGCUGCCAAAGAGGUUUCUUUUCCUCUUUAUUGAUGAAAAUUAGGGCAAAGGCCGUCGGUGAUUUCUUAUGCACAUAUAUGGGAAAAGCAGAAGUCUUCUUUACAUGGGCAUAGGAAGGGCUCUUGUCCCUGCUCAUUGGUUUGAUUUUGCUGCAGUAUAUGAAUAUGUAACGCUUAAUGCUGUUUGUAAUCAGGUAUAUAAAGCCAAAGCCCUAGGGGCUCAGGUACCCAGCUCUGGAAAAUAUUCCACUGGGUCUUGAUUGCUCAGCAAUAAAUUUUGCUUUCUUUUUCUCCACUGCUGCGUCUGUUGAUUCUUGAACACAUUUUGAAUGGGCAACAGGUAUUCCUUAUAUGCUUGCAACCGUAGCUAUGGGGCAGGGUGUACAGUGGGGCAGGCAGUGGAACCCUUCCCUGCACUCCAUGAGCUCCCCCUUUUAACCAGAGAGUGAUUUAGGACUAGAAGGAAAAUCCAUUCCUGGCCACUGUGGAGACCUGGACCAAUCAUCUCUUUCCCACCUGAUGCUGCUGCAAAAGGUGUGCUGGGCAGGUGCCGAGGGACCACCUGGGACGGUUCUCUUGAAUGGAUGUAGAUGAGUAGGAGAGGAUAUAUUAUUUAUUCAUUAACCUUCCUCUUCUUGUGUGAAAAUGCAAAUAUCUAUUUCAGCUGCAUUUUUAAUCACCUUCCAUGUGCAACUUAUCUCUAGAAGCUAUUAGGACAAGGCUGCCUCACCUUCUAGAACAAUGAUAUCCAAGGAUGCUUUAGGCAGACUUGGAUUAUCAUCUCCCUGUUUUACAUUUCCCUCUCAACAAAGGAACCAGACUGUUAAGUAAACAAGAAAAUACAAUGUCUACUCACAUCAACUUCUUGCCAGGGGUCAUCAAUUUCAAUUAUGGAAAUCAGACAUGCAAUAACCCUUAAGUGUUACAAAUAUUCAUAGUCCAGUUCAAAAUGGAGAUUGAUCUCUGGAGGAGAGCAGAAAUAAAUAAAUUGCUCUGUCCCCUCCCCCCCCCCCCAGGAUUUCAAGCGAGAGCUAUACCAGGUCAAGGUGGAUGUAGAAAGCCUGCGGCACCCUGUGAGCCCCAGGGGGGCCAACAUCAAGGGGGCCCCCAGCGCUCUCUGCAGCUUCCGCGACCGCUGGAACUGGCUGGAGGAGGAAAUUGUGAAGCGGCAGGUGAGGAUGACAGGUGGCCAGUGUGACGGCUGGACUAGGGUGCGCAGGGGCUGAGAGAGCAUUUCAGGAGAGAAACCUCCUGUGGCUGGUGGGUGGAGUUGCCCCUUUGCUUGGUCAGGUCUGGGUCUGGGUCUGAGAAAUUGAACAGUGGCCCAGUGGGGAACGGCUUUCCUUUCUCUCUGGGGUGCAGCUUGGCUGUCUUCCUCAACCACCUGUCGAUCUUUCCCCUCUGCUCCUGACCAAGGGCAGCCUGUGCCAAGCCCAGGCCAGCCUCUGCCCCUGAUGGAGGCUGCCCUGCCCCUCUCUCGUCUCCUCCUCAGCAUCGCCUGGAAGCCGCCCUCCUGGGUCUGGGUCAGUUCCAGAACCAGCUGGAGGAGCUCCUGCAGUGGCUCCUUCGCGCCACAGAGCAGCUGGAGGCCCCCACCGCCCUCAGCCUGGACCUGCAGAGCUGUGAGAUUGAGCUGGCAAAGCACAAGGUCAGGAGGGGGGCAGGGGAAGCGAGGGAGGGCCCGGGGGUCCCUGGCACCUUCCCGGGCAAAGCCCACUGAGCCGGCCUUCUUCACCCGGAGCAGGUGCUGCGGAACGAUGUCGUCUCUCGCACCCGGACCGUCCAGUCUGUGAGGGAGGCCGGGGAGGCCCUGGUGCUCUCUGGGGCAGGGGACCCAGUGGAGGGGCUCCAGGGCAGCCUCCAGCAGCUGGGCCAGCGCUGGGACUUCCUCCUGGGCGAGACGGAGAGUCGGCAGCUGGAGUUGGAGAACAACCUCAGCCAGGUAGUUCCACAGGGCAGGGGGCAGGAUGCAGCCCCUCUGGUCAGGCGCAGGGCUCUCUUUGCACCCGCCCUCCAGGAACGGGGGCUUUGGGGGAGAAAUGUGGUGAUGGUGGUCUAUUUCUGUGUUUGUAUUUCCCUACCCUCUGGGUGGCACUGUGGGUUAAACCACAGAGCCUAGGACUUGCCGAUCAGAAGGUCGGCGGUUCGAAUCCCUGUGAUGGAGUGAGCUCCCGUCGCUCGGUCCCUGCUCCUGCCAACCUAGCAGUUCGAAAGCACGAAGUGCAAGUAGAUAAAUAGGUACCGCUCCAGCAGGAAGGUAAACGGCGUUUCCGUGCGCUGCUCUGGUUCGCCAGAAAUGGCUUAAUCAUGCUGGCCACAUGACCCGGAAGCUGUACGCCGGCUCCCUCGGCCAAUAAAGCGAGAUAAGCACCGCAACCCCAGAGUCAUCUGCGACUGGACCUAAUGGUCAGGGGUUCCUUUACCUUUACCCUCUGCUGUUUUUUUUGGGGGGGGUCAUCCCAAAUCCCCUAAGGGAGACACAGGGGAAAGGAACCCCUGCCCCCCGUCUCCCCAUCACUGGGCUGUGGGGACUCUGUCUUUCCAAAGGGCCACCUAGUGGGGUUUGGAGUCUUCUGCCAGUAAGGAAGACUCAGGCUCUGUGACGGGAGAACCACCCUCUGAGGGGCUCAGCUUGGCUUGCUCAGGGCUUCUUCCGCCUGCAGGUGCAGGAUCUGACCUUGGAGAUCACAGAGCUGCUCCGGUGGCUGGAACACGUGGAGCUCCAGCUCUUUUUCUCCAAGCCCGGCUGGGAUCACCCAGAGACCACCAAGGACAAGCUGGCCGCACAUCUGGUGAGUCCCUUCUGUAAUACUACCACUACUAUCUAUUUAUAUUCCGCCUAUCUGACUGGGUUUCCCCAGCCAUAUAUAAAAACACAACCCAACAUCAAACAUUAUGUAGGAGAUGGAUUGAGAGUUAAAUCUGUAUAUUACAAUCUAAACCUCCUAUUACAGGUGUGUGGGAGAAAUGCAAAGAGUAAGUGGCCUGCAAAGCCUAUUUAGCAGAGUAAAACACAUAUAUUUCACAGGAACAAGGCAGUUGCACCUUUUUAUCCCUUUUCCUUGUGGCCUCCUGCCCUGUCCUUCCUCCUAACCCCCGUUGCAGAGAAUGAAUUACAUGUUUUAGUAAGAGAGACAAAAAAGGUUUACUUACAUUUCAGUGCAGGCAGCAUAAGAAAACUUAUUAGGUUCAAAAUACAAAAGUUGGCUUCUACAUGGGCUGUGUGUGUUAGGGGACCCUCAUACCUCUUGCAAAGUCAGAUUGCUGAUCCAUCCAGCUCUUUGCAAGGCCUUUUAUCCCCCGCCCAGACUUGACAGCUCCUUCUGUUUCUUUAUUCCUGCUUCACCUGAAUCAUCGAGACAGAAGGAAGGCAAAGGAGCCACUGCAGAUGCUCACCCCCCCACGCCCCCCACGCCCAGCCCCUCACAUCUGCCCUUCCCUUCUGGCAGGAGUUGUGCCGAGAGAUGGAGUCCAAGCAGCAGACAUACCACAGCGUCCGGGAGCAGCUCCAGCGCCUGCUGGCCACCAGCCACCCCCCGCGGGCUUCCAGCAUGGAGCACAGCCUGAGCAUCCUAGAGCAGAAGUGGGCCAGCGUUGCCAGCCUGGUGCAGGAGCGGAAGGUGAGUGGCGCUGGGAUGAGGCCCAGGGCUGGUCGGCUCCUGGAUUUCGUUGCAAUCCUCUUUUAAUUUGUAUGCUGCCUUUCAAAUUGGGCCAAAUUCAGUUUGCUGAUUUUGACCUCUAAAGCUUUAAGUGGCCGAAGACCGCAGUUCCUCAAGGACCACCUCUUCCCACAUGAACCAAUCCUGAUCCUGCAGUCAUCAUUGGAGGCCCUUUGUGUGUUCCUCUGCUUGAGGUCUGGAGGGUGGCAACACGAGAAGGGGCCUUUUCGGCAGUGGCCCCCCACUUGUGGGAUGCUCUCCCAGGGGUUCACCUUCAUUGCCUGUCUUUAGGUGCCAGGCAAAAACAUUCCUCUUUGCCCAGGCCUUUCUCUAAUUCAGCCUGUCUCAACCUGUGGGUCCCCAGAUGUUGUUGAACUACAACUCCCAUCACCCCUAGCUAGCAAGGCCAGAGCUCAGGGAUGAUGGGAGUUGUAGUCCAACAACAUCUGGGGACCCACCGGUUGAGAACUGUUGCGUCUAAUUGAACAGUCUAUGGCCUUUUGAACUGGGGGAGGGGUAUUUUUUUGUUUGUGGUCUGCAUUUUUGUGUUUUUGUAUUGCAAACUGCCUUGUGAUCCUCAGUUGAGGGGGGUAUAGAAAUUUAAUAAAUAAUGCAUUGCUACACCCGAGGCAGUUUACCAGCAGGAAAAAAACAACAAAAUAUGCAACAAAGAUCACAUGUCCUGUAACAACCUGAUCCAGUGAAAGAAAGUCAUAAUAAAAAAUGUGGCUCUAAACUAAACAGCGUGCAUCAAAUAAAGUAACAUUCAGCGAUCCAUUAGAACACAAUUACAUUCACUCUCAAAAUAGCAGCAAAUAAGCUUUGUGCAGUGGCAGUAUCGUAGCCAAUGAGGUUAAUCCGAGGCACAAUUAUUGCUAAUAAUAAUAAUAAUAAAAUAGCAGCAAAUAAUAAUUAAACAGAAACUCUCAACAAUUAUGAUAAACCAUUCCUAAGGUAGCUAAAUAACGGCAAGCCACAAUACAUAAAAAGCCAUGUAAAGUAUAGAGUCGAGCAGAACUUGCAGAAUGUUUUUUUGAGCAACUAGUCCUCACCCCCAGGAGCAGCUCAGCGAAGGGCUGACGGUCAGCACCGAGUUCCACUCCACGGCCCAGGAGCUGCUGCAGUGGGUGGGGAGGACGGAAGAGGCCCUGGCGGGGCUGCCCCCUCCCAGCUACGUCCUGGAAACCGUCACCAGCCAGAUCCAGGAGCAGAAGGUGAGCUGCCCGCCUGCCGUGGCCUGAGACCCUGUGGUGGGCAGUCCGGGUGGGAGGCGCCUGCACCCUCUCCUGUGGGUGAAGGGCCAGGGGUGCUCAGCUGCCCCACUUCCCCCCUCCCCCCCGCAGGCCCUGGCCAAGGAGACCCAGGCGCAGAGCGAGAAGCUGGCCGGCCUGGAGGCGGUCGCCAUGCGCAUGAAGGGCUUCAGCCGGAAGCAGGACUGCGGCCUCAUCCACAGCCUGGUGCUGACCGCCAGGGAGCGGCUGGCCAAGGUGGCGCAGCAUGUGGGCGAGAGGGGGGGCCAGCUGGAGGAGGCACGCAAGCGCACCAAGCAGGUAUGGCGGUGGCGGGGGGAAUGGCCCUUUGGGGAGCCUCCUGUCUCGUGGGGGGCGGUUGUGGGCACAUGGGGAAAAGCCCCAGCCCUGGCGCUGCUGAGAUGCAGGCGGGUGGGAGGGUGGGCUUCUGGGGGGUGCAUGAGGGGGACUUGACCGCAGCCCCCUCCCCCCCGGCCUGCAGUUCAGUGAGUCUUGGCAGCUGCUCCUGGACUGGCUGGAUGAGGUGGAGCCGGACCUUGAGGGGACCAGCAAUGCUGCUGUGAGCCAGGAAGAGAUCAAGAGCCUCCUGGAGGAACACAAGGUGAGUGCGGCGUGUGGGUGUGAGUGUCCCUUGGAGGCCUCUCUGGAUCCUCCUGACCACAGAGUUGGGAGGGACCCCUAAGGGUCAUCUAGUCCAACUCCCUGCAAUGCAGGAAUCACAACUACUGGCAGCUCCCCGUCUGUGCAGGGGUUGCAUUCCGGGUCAUUGUGAACUUGCAUGAAAUCUCAUAUCUUUGGAUCACCCAUUUUUCAGUAUGAUUGGAAAAGCCUGCAAACACCCUGUUCUGCCCCCUUCUGCCCCCUUUUGUGACUUUUUGGCUCACUUUAGAGUUGCACACAUAUCGCUGCUUAUAAAGCUUCCCUGGCAGGUAGCCCCCCCCCACCUCUGCUUGAUUCCCCGGGUCUUGGGCUGCCCUCUCCUCCGCUGCCCAGCCAGACGCUCAUUGCCUCUCCCUUAUUGGCUACAAAAUUUAGGCCAGGGUGGCCGUUGUGCAUCACGGCUGCCCCACACCAAGGGCGCAAUCAUUGCCUGCUGGCUCAGGCAGGUGGUUCACCUUGCCCGGCGUCCUGGGCUCAUGUCGGGAGGAGGGCUGGGCGAUGUCAGGUUUCCAAACAUUGUGACCUGGCGAUACAUUGCGUUGUUCAAGACUCUGCUUCCCACCACAGCACUGUGAGGCGUUGGGGUCCUCACCACGCCAGGGAGGAAGCAGCUCUGCGCUCCCCACCUAAGGGGGGCCCAAUGCUUCUUUGGCUUGCGCACGAGCAGCAGACGGAUCGGGGCUGCUCAGCUGGGGAGCAUGAAGCUUCUCGCCUGCCAGCUAAGGGAGCUCCGAUGCUUCUCUGAUUUGCAAGUGAGCUGGAGAAGCAUUGGGGCUCCCUCUGCUGAGGGCAGGAGGACUUUUACGGAGCCCCCGCCCCCCUGCUGGCUCACACAAUACAGCGAUGGGCUGGAGGCUCCGUUAACUGCUUGGCUGACAGGAGCAGCAACCAUGUGCCUCUCAGCAGAGCAGUAUUAUGGAGCCCCCACCCGGCCCCCAGCUCAUGCAAGCCAUUGGCAGUUUGGAGGCUCCUUAAAACUGCCUGGCUGAGACAAGGGCAGCCAUGUGCUCCUCCGCCAAGCUGCUUAAAGAAGCAGAGGGAGGAACAAGCUAUAUUGGCGCCUCCCGGGUGCAGCCUGUUUCGCCUUCUGCCAGGAUGAGGGCAGAGUGGAAUGGCAGCUUCACUCAGCACUAUAAUCGCUGGUGAAACUGCUGCCACUCCUGAGUCCCUCUGCCACCAGCAGCCACUGGAAGGAAUCAAGAGCGGUGGCGCUUUCAUCCAAGAUAUACCGCUGAGUGAAGCCACCAUCACGGUCUGCCCCUCAGACCUGUCCUGGGCGAUAUAGUGAUACAUUGCCCAGGCCUAGUCAGGAAUGGGAAGGGAGCCUGGCCGGACUCAUGUCAAAACCCACCUUGGCCCCAGCUGUCCUUGGGAGCAGUUGUGGCCCACCUCGCAGGAGUGCACUCGUGAAGCCAUAUCUACUCUCAUGGUCAAGGAGUUACCUUCCCACUGGCAUUUCAAGGAGCAACAAGGGCUCUUUUUUGAGGAGGGGUGUGCUCUGUGUCCCUCCCUGCUCUCCUGACUGGGCCCUUUGCCCUCUCUUGCCCCCCCUGCAGGAGUUCCAGAAGGGGCUGCGUGCCAAGCGCCCGGUCUAUGAGGCCACCUUGCGGAGUGGGCGCCUUCUCCGGGAGAAGGCCCUGCUGCCUGACGACACCCAAACCCUGGAGGAGAUGCUGGGGGAGCUGAGAGGCCAGUGGGAGGCCAUCUGUGGCCGGGCGGCUGAGAGGUGGGUAUGCAUUUGGGGGUGGAGCUGGGGCUUUGGGCCAGACAAUUAUGAUGGCCAAGGAUGCUUUAGGCAGACUUGGAUUAUCUUCUCCUUGUUUUAUGUUUCCCUCUAAACAAAGAAAUCACUUUCACACGGUUUAAUAAACAAGAAAACACAAGCUUUACUCACGUCAAAAGUCUUGCCAGGGUUCAAUGCUUACAGUGAUGAAAAUCAGGCAGGCAAUAAUCCUUAACAGUCCAAUUCAAAAUGGUGUUCUUUGUCUGGUGGAGAGCUUACUGAUAUCCUGCCCCAUCACAGGUAAGAAGAAGAGUGAGCUGUGACAGGAAGAUUACGUUUUCUGUUGUUCCCUCUCCCACCACAAACUUUAGAGGCUAUGAGAUCAUGCAGUCCUGUUUUUGUGAAUCUCCAGCAAUCAUGCAUUUGUGAUUUGGCUGCUGAUGAAACCUCCCCUGUUAGAUUACUGGUUCAUCUUGCUCAGUAUCGUUGGUGCUGGCAGGCAGCCAUAGCUCUCCCGGUUUUGAGGGUGGGGUCUCUCCAAGCCCCACAUGGAGCUGCUCCCAUUGGAAAUGGAACCUGAGGCCUUCUGCAUGGAAAGCGGGGGGGGGCUCCCCCUCAUCCACCCCCUUCCCACUGGCCAGAAUCUGCUGGCCCCUUGACCUUGGGCCGCCUUUCUCUUUUCCAGGCAGCGCAAGCUGGAGGAAGGUCUGCUCUUCUCAGGCCGCUUCACAGAUGCCCUGCAGACCCUCAUGGACUGGCUGUACCGGGCUGAGCCCCAGCUGGCCGAGGAGACCCCCGUGGGUGGGGACAGGGACCUGGUCAGUGCCCUCAUGGACAAGCACAAGGUCUGUGGGGGGUCUGCAGCGGAGUCGCUCCACUUUGGGCUGGGGGCACAGGCGUGCCUAGACCCCUUGGUGGGGUGGUGGGCUUGCAGUGUCCAGGAGCAGCCGCUGGAUGUGCCUGCCCCACCCUCCCUUCGCAGGUCUUCCAGAAGGAGCUGGGCCAGAGAGCCAGCUGCAUCAAGGCGCUGAGGCGCUCCCUGCGGGAUCUGAUGCGCGGCAGCAGCGGUGGCGCCGGAGACUCCCAGUGGCUCCAGAGCCAAGUGGAAGAGCUCAGCCACCGCUGGGAGAUCGUCUGCCAACUCUCUGUCUCCAAGCAGGACCGGCUAGAGGCUGCCCUGCGGCAGGCAAGUGGGGCGAGCUGAGGAGGAGGAGGAGGAGGAGGGUUCUGGUGAGCCAUGAAGCCAUGGCAGGCGGGCAGGAGAUGGGCAAAGGGGGUCCUGGGUUGCUGUCUCUCCUCUCAGGCCCAGGCGGGGCUGUUCCCCAUGGUCAGGAGCAGGCUACCUGGGCCCACACCAAGCCCCCUUACUGUGGAGCCCACACCAAGCCCCCUUACUCUGGAGGGUGUGGGCUGCUGGCUCUGAGCUGCUCUCGCUUAGCCACCUUUCAGGAGCAGGGACGGAAGGAGCUCUUGGUGUUGUGGGACCUGGCAAAGGGUUCUGGGCAAGGCGAGGUCUCUGCCUCCCUGGGGCUCCGUCUUGCUCAAGCAGCCCAAUCGCUCUCCGGCCGGCCUCGGGCUCAGACCAGCCAUGAUCAAAGGCUCAGGGAGGGCCAGGAUCCUCAGAGUCUCAGAGGCUGGUAGGCACUUGCAUGGUGGCGAAGCUUUUUCGUUGACACAACAAAGCAGAGACACAUAUAUUUGAGAAAAACAAAGCUACAGUUGAGAAUGAACUGGAUGUUGGUUUUGUGGGAGAAUUGGUGCUUAGGACCCUCAGGAUGGAAAGCGCUUGGAAGGAGCCACUGAAGGAGGGCUACUGGAGAAGCCACAGCAUCAGGGUCCUCCCUCUGGUCAGGCCUGGGAAGCCACCCCAGGAUCUUUGGGGGAAGGGGGGGGGGAGGAAAGCGACCUGAACCCUUCUCUGCCAGUCACCAUUCUGGCUGCUGCCAAUGGCUCCCCCGUUGCUUCUCUACCUGCCCCCAUGCACCCCUGCCUUUGCUGGGACACCCACUCCUCUAUGCAGGCGUAAUGGCUGGGUGGGGCUGGAGGAGCUUUUCCUUGGGGGGGGCACCAGCCCUGCCCAGAUGGGUCUCCCCGCUGUGAUGCCAACCUCUUGUUCCUUCCAGGCCGAGGAGUUCCAUGCCCUGGUGAACUCCUUCCUGGGGCGCCUGACUGAGCUGGAGAAGUCCAUCAAGUUUGGUGCCCUUCCGUCAGAGGAGGCUGCUGUGCAGGAGUGCCAGAGCCAGCUGCAGGUGGGCAGCCCUUGGGGGAGGGGAGGCAGCCCCUUCCCCACCCCCUUUUCCUUGGAUGGAAUUAGAUGAAUAGGAGGGAAUAUUUAUUAGUAACAAUCCUUCCUCUUGAGAAAGCAAACAUCGGUUUCAGCACUAUCUGUGCACAGUUUAUCUCUAGAAGCUGCUGGGACAAGGCUACAUAACCUUCUAGAACAAUUAUGUUACCCAAGGUUGCUUUAGGCAGAUUUGGAUUAUUUUCUCCUCAUUUUAUGUUUCCCUCUUAACGAAGAAAUCACUCUCAAACUGUUUAAUAAAUAAGAAAAUACAUUUACUCACAUCCAAGUCUUGCCAGGAUUCUACGAAUACUGUGAUGAAAAUCAGGCAGGCAAUAAUCCUUAAAUGCUACAAAAAACCAUAGUCUGGUUCAAAAUGGAGAGAGCAAAGAAACGUCUUCCCCCAUUGCAGGUAGAAAAAAAGAACGUGUAGUGACAGGAAGAAGCAAAGAUUAAGUUUCCAUUGUUCUCCUUCCCACCACAAAGGUUUAGAGGAUUUGACAUCCCAGAGUCCCCUGUUUGUGACUCUCCAGCCAUCAUUCAAUCUGUGAUUUGGCUGCAGAGCCUCCCACAGAAACAGGCCCCAUCCCGCCGUGCCCAGAGGAGGAGCCUGUCCCAGGUUGCAUCCAGCUGCUGGCUGGAUGGCGCUGAGCGCCCCUCCGCUCUGCUUGCAGGAUCUGAGGCAGAGCCUCCAGUGCCAGCAGCUGCAGCUGGAGUGCAUCAGCUCCCUGGGAGAGGAGAUCCUCAGCACCUCCCACCCGGACUCUGUCAUCACCAUCCGGUCGUGGGUCACUGUCGCCAGGAGUCGCUUCGAGGAGGUGAGGGUGGCGCCCGCAGGGCGAGGGCAGAGGGGGUGUGGUUGGAGUGUCAGACUAGGACCUGGCAGAGACCAGGGUUCAAAUUCUCCCACUCGGUCAUUAAGCUGUUCCUGGGUGUGACCUUGGGGGACAAUUCAUACCUCUCUCUCCCUUACCUACCUCACAGGGUCGUUGUGGGAAUUAAAUGUUGGCGGGGGGCUGGAACCAUGUAUUUCACCUUCCGCUCCUGGGAGAAAAAGGUGCCAGUCAAAAGCAACGAGUGAAUGAGAUACGGGUAGAGGAGGGAUGGCAGCCUCCAGCCGCAGCAUUGAAUCAGGGCAGAAACACACAACCUUGUGGCUACGGACGUGCAACCAGUUCCAGCUGCUGGAGGGGCAGGGGGUGUCUCUUCAAAACCUCCCUAAAAGGGGGCCUGGCUUGAGCUGUGCCACCUCCCACUCUUUCGGGACCAGCAGGGGAGGAGAGGGGAGGCUAAGGGAGGCAGGCCCAGGCUGAGUGCCAGUCCCCCUCCGGCCUGCCCAGGACCCCCUGGCGCCAGCCCCUCUGUGUCCCGCAGGUGCUAAGCUGGGCCCAGCAGCAGGAGGAGCGGCUGCAGGUGCAGGCGGCCUCUCUGGCCACGGAGCGGGAGGAAGUGGCGCGGCUCAUGGACUGGAUCACGGCCGCUGAGGAAGCCCUGAGCCUCCGGGACGAGGAGCCCCUCCCAGAGGACGCGGAGCAGCUGGAGGAGCUCAGCACCCAGCACGGGGUAAGUGGCCCACCCUGACUUUGUGGCCUUGGAUGCCUGUGGGCAUCUCUGGCUGGGAAUCCCUGAGGGAGAUGGAAUGAGGAUGAACCCAGCAAAUUGAAAUUUAAACCUCCUGUCCCAUGUGUGGGCGAGAAAUAUGAGAGUAAACAGGCUGUGAAGCCCUUUUUUGGCAGAGUAAAAACUCUUUUGCCACUUACUGGAAGCUAGGAAUUAGUCGAUUAUACCUUUUAUCCCAAUAUAUUUGUGGUCUGCCUACCUUUCCCCACUGUCUCCGUUGCGAAGAAUGACCCACACAUUUUAGUACAAACAAAAAGGUUUACUUACAUUUCAAUGCAGGCAGCAAAAAGUAGGACACAGGUAAAAUACGUCUUAGUUACAAAAUGCAAAAUCAGUUUCCGAAAUGAGCCCAGGCUUGUGCGGCUGCUCACAUCGCUGGCUUGAAGGAAGAGGGAGACUGAGGCAAAGAGGAAGUGGAAAAGAUGGAAAUCCUUUGUCCCAUUUCCUGCCACAGGGUGUAGGGUGUGUGACGGCACACAGACCUGUCUUCUCUAGGAAUACAGGAACUCUGUGAAUCUUAAGCCCUUUACAGGCACAUUUAACAAAUGUAAUUGUCAUUUGGACUGUAGAUUUCCCCACCACCUCAGGAGGAGGGGGCUAACUCCACCCCCACUCCUGCAGGAGUGAGACACAAAGAACUGAGGCAGCUGGAUGUGGAACCAGCCUCCCUGUGGCCCCACCUUGCAGGGAGGAGCAGCUGCCCUUUCCCUCCCCCCUUUCGUUCUCCCCCCCAGGUGUUCAUGGAGGAGCUGACCCACAAGCAGCCAGAUGUGGAGAGGGUCACCAAGAGCUGCAAGCGCAAGACAGCCCCUGAGGCGGGGGGGAUGGCCCCUGGCUCCCGCAAGCUGCCUUCUCGUAAGUGCCCCUCCCUCAAGGCCAGUGUGUGUCCCUGGAAAGAGGCCUGCAUGCUGCCUCCUCCACAAAUUUGCCCAAUGCUCUUUUCAAGGCAUCCAUGUUAGUGGCCAUUGCUGCUUCCUGCAGGGAGUUCCACAGAUUAACGCUGAUCAGUGUGAAUAAGUCCUUCCUUUUAUCUUUGCUGAGUCUUCCAACACUCAGCUCCACUGGAUGGAAGAGAGGGAGGAAGAGAAUUGGGGGGCUGGGGGGGGGCACUGCUCCACAGCCAGGCACGCUCCUCUCUUGCAGGGCGGCGCAGCACCAGGAAGCUCUCCCCCAGGGCUCGGCCUGUGCCCCUCGAGGACCUGGCGCCCCAGAGCCCCCUCCUGGCCCAGCUGGUGCAGCGCUGGCAGCAGCUCUGGCUCUUGGCCCUUGACCGCCAGUACCGGCUCCAGAACGCCCAGCAGCGCCAGCGAGAGGUAAGGGGUGGGGGCACUGGAACGAGGGGCAGCGGGGAGCCCACGGUCCUGGCUCUGCGUGGCUGGGAGAGAAAGAGGCAGCUGAGGGUGGGGCUUGAGUAGGGCGGAUGUCUGGGGGAUGCCCUCCAAUGAACCCCUUGAUGUGGGUCCCUCUGGCACCUUGAACCUUAAGCCCCAGCCUGAACCCCCUUGCAGGGUAAGAGGCCUCCCCCUCCCUCCCUCCUGACCCCACCUGGGUUGGGCAGCUGCUUAUGGGCCCCUCAUGGGGGGGGAGCUGGGUGAGAUGGGCCCCUUUGGACAGGAUCCAGCUGCAGCCAGGCCCAUCCUCUGCUGCUGCUCCCCCUCCUUCCCAUGGGUGCGUGACAUGGAUGGGGAGCGGGGGAGCCUGGCCCCGUCCCAGCAGCCCCAUCUUUCUCUCUCUCAGCUGGAGGAGUUUGCCCACUUUGACUUCUCGGUCUGGCGAAAGCGGUACAUGCAGUGGAUCAGCCAGAUGAAAUCUCGCAUCCUGGACGUCUUCCGGGGCAUUGACCGGGACCAGGACGGGCGCAUCACCCAGCAGGAGUUCAUCGAGAGCGUCCUCUCUUCCAGUGAGUGCAGCAGGGCCAAGUGCCCGGGAAGGGGCAGGAGGGGGGGCAACACCUCCCCAGUGUCAUGGACCAGCUGGGUGCAGAGGAGUGGUGCGAGGCGCCAGCCGGGGAACCCCCAGGGGAAGAAGACUCAGAGCCCAGGAAUUGGUGGUGGGACAAGGAUGCCUGGUCAGAGGGAGCAGACUGGGAGCAAGAGGCGUUGGAAGCUGAAGAGGGAACAGGGCUUAGUGAGCAGGAAGAGGCUGUGGCAGAGAGCAGUCCAGACUCAGAGGCAGGAGAGGAGGGGAGACCGGCUGCUGAAGAGUCCAGGGGGUCCCUCCCUCCUGCUGCAACCGCUGGUCUCCCAGAACAUGCAGAGAAACGGAAAGGGCAGAGGAGGAGGAGAGCUGCCACAAACCCUGGAGAGGAGGGGACUUCGGCAGCUGUGGGAAGGCGGGUGUCCUCAGUCCUUGCAACUGCCUUAUUAAGGCAAGACCUACUGGGGAAAGUUGCUGGGAUCACUGGGUCUGAGCUGUUUUGGUUCCUUUGAAUAAAGAGUUAACUGCACUGGUACCUGACCCCCAGCUGCUUUGGGACCAUUCACUUUGCCGGACCCCCAACUCAGCACACUUGGGGACAUGGCAGGACUAGUAGUGGGAUGUGGAGAGGAGACCCCUCCUCUCUGGCAGCAGCUGCUCUUUCUGACCCCCCUCCUUCCUUAGCCCCCAGUGGAGCACCCACCCAGAUGUGCCCUGAGGGCUGUCCUCCACAUUCUAGGCUCGCCAUGCCUUGUUGGUGGCAGUUCCCUGGCUUGUGGGGCUCGCCGUGUGGCAGGUGGGGCCCAAGUGUCCGGCCAGCCCCCUGCCCCCCCUCUUUCCCUCCCCAGAAUUCCCCACCAACCCGCUGGAGAUGAGUGCUGUGGCCAGCAUCUUUGACCUGAACAGGGAUGGCUUCAUUGACUACUAUGAGUUUGUGAGUGCUCUGCACCCCAGUCGGGACAUCCUGCGCAAGGCGGCUGAUGCGGACCAGAUCCAGGACGAGGUACGGCCCGGAGAGAUACUGGCCUCGGAAGAAUCAUCCGCCACUCGGUUGCAAAAAAGCAUUAAGAUGCAACUGUCAGAGGACGUUGCAAAGAGGAGUCUUCCCAGAGAGCAGGGGGUUGGGUGGGGCAAAGCCCCCCCCUCGGCCUGCCCUUAGGCCUGUCCCCCCAGCCAGCCCUUGACCCUCACCUCCUCCUUCUCUGAGAAGACCCCUCCCCACCACCACUUCCAUUUGUUUUCCAGGUGAACAGGCAGGUGGCUCAGUGCAACUGUGAGAAGCGUUUCCAGGUGGAACAGAUCAGUGCCAACCGGUACAGAGUAAGUGCUUGGCCAGGAGCCCCCUCGCCCCCCCCCCAGGACAGGGGCCUGCUGGGCUUCUGGGAGGAGGGGCCACUGUGCACUGCAUUGCGGGGGCUGGACUAGAAGGCCCCUGGGGUUCUAGGGCUCUAGGAUUCUCAAUCCAGCGGUUAGAGGAGUUGGCGCCCGCCAGGUAGCCCUCCUGCAAAGUCCCGCCAGGCCUGGGAGCAGCCAGGCAGAGGGACUCGGGUGGUUGGGGCAGAAAGCUGGACCGCUUGUCAGAAGGAAACCCCGCAAGGAGGUCUCUUGUGUCCCUCGCAGCCUCCUUCAUAGAGAGGCGGCUUUCUCUCCUCUGGCUCCUCUAGCUCACUGUGUCCCCCCCCCUUUGCAGUUUGGGGAGUCACAGCAGCUGCGCAUGGUCCGCAUCCUGCGGAGCACCCUAAUGGUGCGUGUGGGCGGAGGCUGGAUUGCCCUGGAUGAGUUCCUGGUGAAGAACGACCCUUGCAGAGGUGAGGGGCUAGGGGUGGCAGUGGGAGGGGGGCAUUUCUUCCAUGGACACCUCCUGGGCCUUUUUGGCAGGCUCAGUUGGGGGGGCAAUAGGGGGCUCUGCUUCUCCCUCUGUGGGCCAGCAGGAGGCAGAGGAGGCAAGUGGGAAACGGAUUGUUGAUUAAAAUGUAGAUCCAUUUGUGUGGACGACAUACAAAAAGUAGGGGGCUGCCAAGCCUUUUUAGCAACAUAAAACUCUUAUACAUUCUGCAGCUUACUAAGGAAUGAGGCAGUUACACUUUUUUAUCCCUUUUAUUUGUGGUCUCCUGGCCUCCCGCUCUUCACCUCCGUUGCAGAGAAUGAGCCACAUGUUUUUAGUAAGAUAAACAAAGAAAGGUUUACUUACAUUUCAGUGCAGGCAGCAUAUACAAUACAGGAAAGAAAACUUCUCAGGUACAGAAUACAAAAGUUGCCUUCAAUAUAGGCUGUGGGUGUCCAGAGCCCCCAGACGCACAUCUGGUCAUUUUGGAAGCAUGAUGGAGAGAGAGUCUCCUCAAAGGCAGUAGAAAGUAUAAAAGAUUAUCUCCUUUGUUACGGAAUUUCUGCCCAGAGGAGGCAAGAAGUGACCACACAGAGGGUCCUCUCUAGGAAGAGCACCUCUUUGUGCUCACCUGGGCUUGUCUGCCAAAACAUGUAUUUGUGAUUUGGCUGCGAACCCAACAGCUUUCAGGGACGAUGUGGGCACCCUGCCUUGUUGAGGGUCCUGGGCCCUGAGGGUGGAGGAGCCCCUCUCACUGCGGUGUCAUGUGGGAGCACCAGGCCCUGGACGCUGUGCUCCUCAUCCUGCUGGGGCUGGGGACCAGCUGAGCACCCAGCAGGCCUCUCUUUGUGCUCGUUGGCCUGGAAGCGGCAGCCUCCCCGCGCUCACCUCUUAUCCUCUCCCAGUGAAGGGAAGGACGAACCUCAAGAUCAACGAGAAAUACCUGACGUCAGACCCUGCGGGGGGCAAAGGGGGCGGCUCUCAGUCCGCAGCCCCCGCCUCCAAGGCACUGUCUCCCCCCAGCCGCUCCAAUUCCAGUCUCAGCCUCUACAGCAGUGCUUCAGCCCCCAGCAGCCCCCUCACCAGGAAGGUAAGGGGGGGAAUCUGGGGGUGGGAUGGAGGAGGGGGGAAUAUUGCACCAAAUCCUCUAGCCUGUCCCCACAAACACCUGGCUGGGGGCAUCCUUCCUCCCUCCCUUGUCCGGCUGGAGGCGCUUUGCUCUGGGGAGUCAGAGUGGCACCGCCGUCCCCGCCCUGCUCUCCUGGAAAGGCUCCCUUGUCUGGGGCUGCCACCCCCAGAGGGCAGAGGGGCUGCCCCAGCGCCUGCCCUCAUGGUAUCCCCCCUUGCAGUCUGUCCUGCGCAGGACACGCUCCGGGGAUCGGUGCCUCCACUCCCGCAGCUCUCUGGUGACGGACGGGGCGGAGCUGACCUUUGCCGGAGGAGGAGGAGCCUCUGAGGAUGGAGGAGGAGCCGGGGCGGAGCCUGAGGCUGAGCCCCCUCCAGGUGAGGAAGGAGGGUGAGGGGGGCAGGGUCUUCUCUCUAGACUAGAGGAAGCUGUUGGGCAACCCAGUCGCCCCCAUCGCCUGGGGUGGCUCAGAGGAGGCCCACUCCCCGUGGGGCAGGUUGACCCACCAGCUUGCUCCUCACCCAGCUGCUUCCUCUCCAGAAACUGAAUUUUGCCCCAUACCUGGGCGUCCGGCCCCCUACUCCCCCCCCAGUCUCCCAUUCCAAGGGCUGGGUGGGCAGGGGCCUUUGCUCUGGACAGCUGGGUGCAGCUGCCCUGGGGGAUUUCUGGGAAGGGGUCUCCAAAGGCCAGCUAGUCUAGCCCCUUGCGAUGGAGGAGUCACCACUGAAGCGUCCCUGACAGAGCUUUCCUCUUUGCCUCUCCUCCCCAGAGCCCCCCGGAGGCCCCCCGCCCUGA
This is a messenger RNA of Podarcis lilfordi (Lilford's wall lizard), 39539 nucleotides long. The record is from the annotation of a GenBank genome assembly. Lineage: Eukaryota; Metazoa; Chordata; Lepidosauria; Squamata; Lacertidae.